Messenger RNA from Bipolaris oryzae ATCC 44560, 3117 nucleotides. RefSeq lists its product as uncharacterized. The transcript is spliced from 3 exons. The annotation marks the transcript as partial. Lineage: Eukaryota; Fungi; Ascomycota; Dothideomycetes; Pleosporales; Pleosporaceae. Gene Ontology annotation, molecular function: protein binding. The record is from RefSeq and is a predicted model, not a curated record.
ACAGGAACUAAACGCACUUCUAAAAAGUCGAAAUCAUUCGAUAGCCAGGCCUCGAUAAUCGGAACAUACAAAGACGGCAAGAUUCAAUGGCAGCGGAGAGGCGAGAUUGUUACUCUCGACAGCAAUAAGAAUACUAAAGGCACAGACGGACAGGAGAAAUCCAAGAUGCCUUCAAUAAUCCCCAGCGGGAGAUGCAACCAGCCACUUCCGCCACUCCCGUUCUUCGAAGCCACCUUUGGUGAGCUGAGAAGCAGAUAUUCUAUUUCGCCCCCAUUAGCAGGCGAAAAAUGCAGUUGGGCCCAGUCGCAGGCGCCGCUUACUUCACAGCAGUUAAAACAAACGACUAGUCAAACCUCUCCUGCAGGAUCUCCCAAACCACGGCACCCCAAGGGUGCAGCUGGAAUUGUACACACGUCAAUUUAUAGUUGUUCGAUUUAUUCCCAAGAGAGCGAAAUGUCGUCAUUACGCAGCUACCGGUCCUCAGAGACAAGCUUCGAAGCCGACAACCCCCCAAAACAAGGAAAGCCUGACGCGGUGAUAAACAACAAUGGAGGGCAACGAAAAGCGCCGCCAACCGAGCCGCCCCGAAGAUAUAUGCAUCAGCCCUCCAACUCAGAGGGUGCAGUCUUUCGACCUACCCAUGGCACUCAUGCAUCCUGUAAUACCCCGCAUAGCGCCGAAGCAUGCGAACCAAAAAUAGAGCCCAGGUCCUCCAAACGGAAUAGGCCUUGUAGCCCCACUCUUAGCGAGGCCGAAUGCGACCUGCAUCAGCAAUUGGCUUCGUUCGAGAGCAUUGGCGACCUUGGGGCGGAAUUUGAUCAAGAUAGGACCCCCCUUGCAGAGGUCAAUCUUUCGCAGUGGAGUGCACUUCCACCUUCAACUGAAGACGACAAUUUACACAUGUCUCUCACAGAAUUGGCACCGAGCGAACAUCUCAGUGGUCCGCCUCCUUUGCCUCGCAAAUCCAGCAAACGCCAGCCAGCGAACAGGAACAUGAAAUUAUCUCGUCUUCCACACAACCACAUUGCUUCGCAAGUCCGAAGAGGGCGCUCCAAGGCGAGCAAGACGCUAACACUCAUAAUCCCAAAGUACAGAAGGACAAGCGCAGACAUGGUGUUGUCCCAGGUCCCAAACCCACGGAACGAUGCCAACGCGGCUGAAAGAAAUACUACCGAUCCGAUCAUCUCUCCCGCUGGAGCAGAAUCCCUCAUCCUGAACAUCUUGCAGAACCUAGGUCACUUUGACGAUCUUUUCGCUGCUGCUCUUGUCAACCAUGGUUUCUACCGAGUUUUCAAGCGCCAUGAACUUGAUCUCAUCAAGUCGACCCUUCGAGCCAUGUCUCCUCCUGCAUGGGAGUUUCGGGAAAUUGCAUUCCCCGGCCACGACAGUUUGCACGCACACGAUCUCGAGAUGACGCGGCCCGAAGAGGAAUACUCUCCUACGUCGUACCUACAGCUCCAGAAACAAGACAUUCAAGUAAUUCGCGCCAUUAAGCUGGAAAUUUUGGAAAAGUGCCAGUCGUUUGUGCGACCAGAGAUAUCGAUUGCGCUCAUGAGCGCGAAUCCAUCGGAAUCAGCUAGGGUAGAUGAUGCGUUAUGGCGCAUAUGGACAUUUUGCACAAUCUUCGGCUCGGGCAAAGGUCGCGAGGAUGACAUUGUUGCGCAAAUGGACUGGCUGAAUGGAGGGGCAAUAGCCCAUCAGGAAACUUGCACUUUCAGCAUUUCGGGCACCGACUUCAUGAACGAUACGCUGGUCGGCGCUUCUGAGAGUUUUGGCAAGGGUAACGAAGGCGGGCUCAGUGCCGAGCAGCUCUUUGACAUUAUGGAGCUAUGGAACUGCUUAGCAGUGCUCUUGCAAAGCUUCGAGGGCCGAACAGUCCAAGCACGUCAGGCAGGAAUAUACGACGAUACGGAAAUUCGAGGCGGAGAUAUCGAUGGCGAAGAGAUGAUGCUCGAUGAAUGGUGUUACUACCUUAUGACCUUUGGUCCAGCCGCUGUCCUGAAGCUAACUGGACCCUACCACCCCUCCGACCCCACAGGCUUCACCAUUGCUGCCGAGAACGGCUGGGUCAACUGGAAGCCUCCGACUCCUGGAAAUACUCGUCGCAAGUUUCUCCGGGAAGCUGCUUCUCGCAUCUACGAAGACAAGAUAGCAAACACCUACGCAAAGAUCUCUACCCGCGACGUCCAGCGCGAGCAAUCCAAAAUGCGCAUCCAAAAGCAUAUCAAUGAACUCCAUCAGCGCAAGAUAAGCGGCGAAGCUGGCCCAAUGAUUUCCAUGUCGCAAGAACGACCCAUGUCGGACUGGGAUACAGUCCUCAGGAACUUGACUCGUCCUCCGAUUCCCAAACAAGGCCCAAUGGGCGACAUUGUCACUCAUGUGCCUGGCCUCAAAUCAUCAGUAGCGAUCCCCAAUGAAUGUUACUCCAUAUCGGAACUUCCAGCAACAAGAACCCCUUCGCCAACUCAAAGGAUAGUCGCUCGACCGCUUCUGCCGACCCCAGCUCCCUCGACGAUACCUGGUCUCGAUCAACAGAGCAUGGUCUCAGGCCUGCCAUCCCCUGAAGAAAAUAUAGUGUCGCCUCAAUGGAUAACAGCAGCAAGGCCUCUUCUCCCGUCCCCAUCAAUAUCCACCUUCCAGAGCAACCGCGACCUAUACACCUUGGAUGCCAUCUCUAGCAUCGGCUCACCAAUCCGCCGCAUGAUCGCCGAACCUCUCCUCCCAACCCCCUCAACCACAACAGCAUCCAACACACACAACUGGCAAGCCGGCGGCACAGGCAUCUCGAUGCCCUCCAUCCUCGAACACGCACCCUCCCACCACCCUCUAUCCCCAGUGCAAGCCCGACCCAACCAUCUUGUUUUCCACCAACGCAAAGAGAGCCGCGACAGCGACAUCAGCUCAUCCGCCAGCCCACGAAGCGCAAUCUUUCAGCAGCACGAACGCCAGCAUUCCAUCUUUUCGAGCCCCAGCCACGAGAACACCGCCGAAAAAGCCAUUUACCGCAUUGUAGAAAUGGGAUUUACCCCCGAACAGGCCAGAGAUGCGCUGCGCGUGACGGAUCUCGGGUCUGGGCUCAGAGUUGACUGCGCGGUAGAGCUGCUGCUUAGCCGACAG